Messenger RNA from Echinostoma caproni, 414 nucleotides. The record is from the annotation of a GenBank genome assembly. Lineage: Eukaryota; Metazoa; Platyhelminthes; Trematoda; Plagiorchiida; Echinostomatidae.
GCAUGCGAAUUAUUCUUUCAUCCGAGCUUCUUGGGUAGUUCCGAGGCCGGAUUCGGUGAAUGCGCGGAAUUUGUACUGCGUGACGUGUAUCGGGAACAGCUGAAGCAUCCGGAUACGGUCACAACACACUGGCCCGGACUAGUGUUUCUUACUGGGAGCUUGGCUCAGUUACCCGGUUUCCCCGAACGCAUCUACACCGAGCUUCGACCGCUUCUGCCCUAUGGCCCCAUUGGUGAUCGGCUGAAAGUAAUUGUUUCCGACACGCCUAGACUGGGCGCUUGGUAUGGUGCACGGCGUCUGGCGCUGGACAAUCGAGUGGACAUCUAUGUCACGCGUCAGCUUUACGACGAGUGCGGAUCGGACUAUUUGGUCGAGCAUCCAAUUGGGAAUCGAUCUUGGCGAUCCCCACUCUAA